AUGAUCAAACAGAAGACACAUUUAAUGAAAUCUUUGGGCGUUAUGCUUGCAUACUUGAUGUUGUGCAUGCAAGGUGUAAUGAUGGCAGGUCGACAUGCAUGUACAGUUUUUUUUGGAGCGAAACAGGAUGGUGCUUACUUCUGUCAAGUAUCUAAUGGCCGAAUUUAUACUUGUACCCGCCCAGUAAAAGCCUUUCCAGUGACGAUGACUGGAUGUAUCCCGUACUAUGACAUCGACGAUUUUUCCCUUGGGCCGGCCCCAGUUGCACCUACGCCAAAACAAUGUGAUGCUAUCAAAGUGCAUCGACCACGUAAGAAACCGGUGUAUGCAAAUUGUGUCGUACUUCAAAACGGACAAAAAGAAGCAUAUCGAUGUGAAGUACCAAAACGCGCAGCGAUGGCAAUGGAAGGUUGUACUGUCAUUGAAGAUCCUGCACCUCAUUUCGACAUAGAGUUUUAUAUUGAUGGAUAAUCGAGCUAGCUCACAUCUGCGUCUAAAGAUAGUCGUGUGGUCCUAGAUAGCUUGAAGACGAUGAUUUCAAGCUUGGUUCCAAUGAACUCGAACCACG
Melampsora larici-populina 98AG31 is the source of this 568-nucleotide messenger RNA. RefSeq lists its product as uncharacterized. The transcript is spliced from 5 exons. Bases 1 to 471 code for a protein of 156 amino acids. The record is from RefSeq and is a predicted model, not a curated record. Lineage: Eukaryota; Fungi; Basidiomycota; Pucciniomycetes; Pucciniales; Melampsoraceae.